CCUUGUGGUCUCUUCCAACUCUACGAUUCUAUGAUUCUACGAUUCUAUGAUUCUAAUGACCUCCUCCCACAUUGCCCCUGCUGUCAAAAACCUUCCAACAAUCUUCUAACCCAGCCACUUUUCACCUCAUCUACAGAAUGCUGUUUCUUGUUAAUGUUUCUUGGACAUGUACAGUAGCAUUCUAGAUUCACUAAUUUUGCAAGAGGAUACUGUGGCACUCAAACAGUGUCCUUCAACAGGACAAUCUCCUUUAAGUCAAACUCUUUGAGCCUUGUCACAUGAGAAAAUAAAGCCAAAACAAAGUGGAGGUGUACCGGCUUUCUUUGUGCCUCUCCGCAUGUUGUCAUAGUACUUCCGUUUUUCCCCGAGGGAGAGAGUUGUAAAUGCAUGCCUUUUGUCAAACAGAUUUUUGCAGCAUGGAAAAGGCACAUUUUUAUGACCCUGGGGAAGAAAAUGGAAGUGCUAUGAUAGUGUGUGGAGAGGCAAGGAGAAAGUCGCUUCUCUCCCACUGCACUUUGGGUUUUCUUUUCUUAUGUGAUAAGGCUGUUUGUUCACGGGCAGAUGUUUCUGGACACUGACUCCCAUUCUCCCUCACCUAUGCAGAGGUCUGGUGGGAGGGCCACAGUUUCUCACCUUAUUGUAGCCCAGUACAGUAAGCUCAGUAGCUCUCCAGGGUCUCUCAAUAGAGGUGUUUACCUCUGUUGGCACAGAGUACCUGAUCUCUCUAAUUGGAGAUGCCAGAGAUUGAAUCUAGGACCUUUCCCCAGCAAAGUCCUGGCUCUGCCACUGACUUGUGCCCCUUAUCCCAGCUAAACUACCUAAUGGGCUCUUACAUUCUUUUUUCUCUCUCCUCUUAUUUCUUCAGAGAGGGUGAUUGGUGGGAGGCAAGGUCUCUGAGCACGGGAGCAAUGGGCUACAUUCCUAGCAAUUAUGUCGCACCUGUGGACUCCAUUCAGGCAGAAGAGUGGUACUUUGGAAAAAUUGGUCGCAAGGAUGCUGAGAGGCAGCUUCUGUGCCAUGGCAACCCACGGGGGACCUUUCUUAUCCGUGAGAGUGAGACUACCAAAGGUGCCUACUCACUAUCAAUUCGGGAUUGGGAUGAAGUGAAGGGUGACCAUGUCAAGCAUUAUAAGAUCCGGAAGCUGGACAACGGAGGUUAUUAUAUCACCACACGGGCCCAGUUUGAGACUGUGCAGCAACUGGUCCAGCAUUAUAUAGAGAGAGCUGCAGGGCUGUGCUGCCGCCUAGCUGUGUCGUGCCACAAAGGGAUGCCCAAACUGGCUGACUUGUCCGUCAAAACUAAAGAUGUUUGGGAGAUCCCACGUGAAUCGCUGCAGCUCAUCAAGAAACUGGGCAACGGGCAGUUUGGGGAAGUGUGGAUGGGCACUUGGAAUGGCACCACCAAAGUAGCAGUGAAAACGCUGAAACCAGGCACCAUGUCCCCAGAAGCAUUCCUUGAAGAAGCCCAAAUUAUGAAGCGCCUCCGGCAUGACAAGUUGGUUCAACUAUAUGCUGUGGUCUCAGAAGAGCCAAUCUACAUUGUCACUGAGUUCAUGAGCCAAGGGAGUUUGCUGGAUUUUUUGAAAGAUGGAGAUGGCCGUUUCUUGAAGUUGCCUCAACUGGUGGACAUGGCAGCCCAGAUUGCAGCUGGAAUGGCUUACAUCGAGCGGAUGAACUACAUCCAUCGAGACCUGCGGGCUGCCAAUAUCCUUGUGGGUGACAACUUGGUGUGUAAGAUUGCAGAUUUUGGCCUGGCCCGCCUUAUUGAAGACAAUGAGUACACAGCUCGCCAAGGUGCCAAGUUUCCCAUCAAGUGGACAGCCCCAGAAGCUGCCCUUUAUGGCAAGUUUACCAUCAAGUCAGAUGUGUGGUCCUUUGGCAUCCUCUUGACUGAGCUUGUGACUAAGGGGCGGGUACCCUACCCAGGCAUGAACAACCGGGAAGUGUUGGAGCAAGUGGAGCGGGGCUACCGCAUGCAGUGCCCUGGGAGCUGUCCUCCAUCUUUGCACGAACUGAUGGUGCAGUGCUGGAAGAAGGAGCCGGAGGAGCGACCCACCUUUGAAUACCUCCAAUCAUUUCUUGAAGACUACUUCACUGCCACAGAGCCUCAGUACCAGCCAGGAGACAACCAAUAAUAAUGGCUGGGAUGCUAACUGGGAAUCAUGCCAUGGGCAGCUGAGCCAGCAGGACCUUCAGUGGGUCCUGAGUCUGGGGGACUUGGCCAGACACAGAAAAAGCCCUUUCUCACUCUGGGGGUCAGGAUCCAAGAAUACCCUUUGUUUCAUACAACUGGGUUUGGAUGCCUCAUUUGCUCUUUUCCUUUCCUUUUUUUAUGAUUCUACCUUUUUUUUUUGAGUUGGGAUUUUAUGUUUUAUGUUCUGUGCUCUUCUUUUGGGUAACUGCUGUGCCAACUUUUGGAAUUUCAAGAAGGAUAAAGAACCAAGACUAGGGCUGGGUUGGUAGGGAGUGCGGAUAAAAAGCAAACUUCAUACAGUAUAUUAAACAGAGGCUGGAUGGCCAUCUGUUAGGGUGCUUUGAUUGUGAGUUCCUGCAUGGCAGGAGGUUGGACUUGAUUGUCCUUGUGGUCUCUUCUGAUUCUAUGAUUCUAUGACUUCUCUUCACCUGAGUUAUCUUUCCUCUUGCACUUCCUUCUACAUCAGUCUUUCCCAUCAUGGCACCCUCAAAAUGGUUUGAACUAAAACUCCUAUUAACCCCAACUGACAUAGCCAUUGACCAGUGAUGGUGACAGUUGUAAAUCCAAACAAGUGGGGAAGGUUGUCCUUUUCUGACCUCAGGCACAGGUAAACUGUGGCAUUCCAUCAUUGUUGGACUGCAUAUCCCAUAUUCUCUUGGUGUUGCUCACGCUCUCUGUGGAAGAUGAGAGAUGGAAUUCAGCAAUAUCUGGAAGGUACAUUUACCGUUCCUGUCCUACAUCUUUAUGGAAAGUUCUGGUAUUGGACAGUGUCUGUCUCCAUUUCUGUCAGGCCUAAUGUUCUCAGUAUUGAUGUGGAUCAUGGGAACUUGCAGCACAAUCUAUAAAACCCACAGUUGCCAUCCCAACCCAUCCAAGAGAACACCUUGAAAGUGAUUAUUUCUGUGUUUAAUGCUUUUGUCCCCAUUCUGUCCUCCUCAUCCUUGACCUUCUGUGUUCUUAACCUGACCUUAACCAGUACUAUUGAAGCCAUAAUCCACUGACUGCAUGAUUGAGGGUGGAAGGUUGUUACAGAGGGCAGCCUAAACUGGAGAAGGGAAAUUGCAAGUGUGGGAUGUGUGCCCUGCUGUCAUUUAGGGCAUACAUUUCCAUCGACAAAAGAUGAUGGGAAUUGUAGUCACACAUCUGUUAGGCUGGUUAAACUGCUGGUUUCCUUUCCUUUUAUUUCUUUUAUAGUGAAAUAAUAUUAUUUCUCUAGAAAAGAGAAAAAGAUGAAGAGGAAACUUCUAAUUAAAGUUUUCCACCCCAAACAGGGAACCAAAUCUAAAUUAUUAACAGGCAACCCAGCACUGAUCUCCCAGCUUUGCUGAACAGAAAUAAAUAAAAGCAGGGGACCACUCUUUAAUGUUAUAGAAUGAUCUUGGCAGGGGGUGAGGGAACCUUGAUAACUGGCUGUAAGUGCAGUGUAGAAGUGCCAUUUUGAGACUUUUUUUUGUAGUUGAUCAUGGAAAAGCAAUGCCUCCACAAUACUAAAGUGCCCUAGUAUGGAAGUGACUUAGCAAACUAUCAUCCCACUUCUCUUUCCAGACCAAUUCAUAUUUUAUCCUGAUGGGUAUGUUUCAGCCAGUAUUCUGAGCUGCAUGGACAAGUCCAUGGCUACAGAUGUGUGUGUGUUUGUAUGCAUGUGUGCACAAGUGUACAUAUGUGCAAAGACAAGUGGCUAACCACAGUUGAGAAGCAAUCACAGCUUCUGAAAGACCAUAUCACUAUCCUACUUUCCCACCUUUGCAAAUAGAGAAGUGGCUAACACAAGUGGUGAAAGUGACAUUCGAACCAGGCACUGUUUAUGACAAGAGAUUCUGGGCAGCUGUUCAAAGAUACCCACCUUUGGGCUCAAGGUCUUCCAUAUUAUUCUAAGAAGUAGCAAGUCCCAUGACUGAAAUUUGCACCCAAAGCUCACUACAGCUGUUCUGGGAUUCAAAUACUCCAUUCAACUGAAAUAGGGACCUUAGGUCCUCCAGGUGUUCUAGAUUGCAGCGCCCAGAAUCUAUUACAGUUGGUCAUGUUGGCUAGGGGUUCUGGGAAUUAAAGUCAAAAAAUGCCUGUGGGGUGGGGGCUAAACUCAGGAUUGUAGUAGCUGGGGAAGGAUCUGUGACACCAAACAAGAUGUAUGUGUAGAGUGCAGCGAUUUAUUCUUGAUGCUUCUCAUCUUUGCUGCUUAUUUCUGCCUGGAGGACAGUCCUUCAGGAUGGUGGAAGGUCCUCCCAUACUUGGAAGAAUGGGUCAGAUGUUUCUCCUGCUGGAUGACCUUGUUUUAGCCUUUGAGGACGAGCAAGUCCUACCUUGUUCACCAGUAAAAGAUCCCAUUCUUCCUUCUGGAAACGUGAAGCGCUGUCCUGAUUCUAUACGCUGGAAAUGUCAGCAUGCAUGUUUGCCAGAAAUGAGUUAAGAAUAUGUCCCCCCCCCCCAAGUUUCAGAUUCAUAUUAGUGGAAUACCUUUAUUGGAUGCAAGAUCUUUGGCUCUCUUUCUCAAGCAAUGUUUACAAAUGUCGAUUUUCAGGGGUGGGAAAAAUUGGAGAUAAGAGAAACCCUGAGGUUAAUGUCAUCAUGGCUGCAUGAUCACAGCCUUGAGAUGGAAUGGGGAUGUAGGUGUCUGCAAAAGUUCAGUUGGGCUCUAGAACAGUGGUUCUCAACCUUCCUAAUACCGCGAUCCUUUAUUAAUUUAUUUAUUAUUAAUUUUAUUUUUAUACCGCUAUUCCUUGGAGAUCAUAGCGGUGUACAGAAAAUAUAAAAACAGUGUAAAACAACAAAGCCCCUCCAACCCCCCAAUUAUACAGUUCCUUUAAUAUAGUUCCUCAUGUUGCAGUGAUCCCCAACCAUAAAAUUGCGGUGUCUCAGUCCCUAAGACCAUCAGAAAUAUGUAUUUUCCGAUGCUCUUAGGUAAACCCUGUGAAAGGGUCAUUCAACCCCCAAAUUGAGAACCACUGUUCUAGAAGGUGGUAUGGUGAUAGCUCCAGGUUUUCCUGGGAGCUGUUUGUCCCCCACUCCCAAUUUUUUUAAAGUUAAAAAAAAAAAUCCCCUUGUUAUUCAGACAAAAGAAUUUUAAUCAUCAGGCUCACAAAUAAACAUGGCAUCAGUGCAGAAGCAAACAAGGCCAGACUGUUGGAGACAGGAGUAGAGCCUUUGAACAUGGUGAGUCUGAAAGGUCAAAUACAACUGUACAUUAAACUCAGGGUGUAUCCGCACUGAUGGGAAAACCUGGAUUACUGUUGGGGCAUCCAGAUCCAUCAGGAGGAUGAGCUGGCUGCACAACUGGUACCCACAACAGCCAAUACCAGCACCUGUCCUGGCCCUGGUCAUGUUAAAACACAAAUGUGCUGGUACCCGCCUGACAAUGCUUUCCCUCCAUUCCCGUGUUGGUGUACAAUCCACACGCUUGGGAUUCUCCCGAGUUUCUGGACUGAUUCAGAGCAAGUGGGGACUCUUUUUACUCUGGAGAAUUGUGCUGGAGUGCCAAUGGGACCCACGUAUUGCCCAUUUUGGCCCCAUGCAUCAUCUUAACAGGUGAGUGUGAGAACAGAUUGGGAAUUUUUCUUUUCUUCCUUGUGGAUACAGCCUGAGUCCAGCGUUGAAAUAUGACUGAGUAGCAGGACUUCUUGGAGAGAAGAAUAGACACAAACAUCUUGGAAACAUGGCGAACAAGUGGUUUAGAUGUCAAACCCAGAGUGAAUCUGCCCGUUCCCCAUCCCCAUUCAAUGAAGCUACCCCUUUCUAUGCCAA
Sceloporus undulatus (fence lizard) is the source of this 5932-nucleotide messenger RNA. RefSeq names its product FGR proto-oncogene, Src family tyrosine kinase (gene FGR). The coding region runs from base 735 to 2135 and encodes 466 amino acids. Gene Ontology annotation, biological process: cell differentiation; integrin-mediated signaling pathway; protein phosphorylation. Gene Ontology annotation, molecular function: signaling receptor binding; non-membrane spanning protein tyrosine kinase activity; ATP binding. The record is from RefSeq and is a predicted model, not a curated record. Gene Ontology annotation, cellular component: extrinsic component of cytoplasmic side of plasma membrane. The transcript has 9 exons. NCBI's taxonomy places the organism in Eukaryota, Metazoa, Chordata, Lepidosauria, Squamata, Phrynosomatidae.